GGAGAACGAGGAAGAGAUGGGGGAAGAGGGAGAGGAGAACGAGAUGGGGGAAGAGGGAGAGGAGAAUGGCACCAACCUGAACGGGAACCAGGCAGACGCAUAACUAUCACUGACGACAUCAGGGCCACUGUGGUGGACCAUGUCAUCAACCAUGGCCUGACUAUGAGGGAGGCCGGGCAGAGGGUCCGGCCCAACCUCAGCCGCUUCACGGUAGCCAGCAUCAUUCGGACAUACCGACAAGAAAACAGAACUGCCAGGCGACCUGCCGUGGGAGGAAGGCAACGAGUGUUCACCCAUGCCCAGGAACUGGCCGUUGUCAACCUUGUGGUGGCAAACAACGCCAUCACCCUGCGCCAAUUGCGUGAGCGCAUCCUCGAAGACCAGGCAAUUUUCCACAAUGUGCACAGUGUCAGUACGACGACACUCGCCCGGGUCCUGCGGGAACACCACGUCAGCAUGAAACAACUUUACAAGGUUCCAUUUGAGAGGAACAGUGUUGCAGUCAAGAACCUUCGCUAUGACUAUGUGCAGACUGUCCUGGCCUUCGAUGCGGCAGCGCAGCAACAUGAGUACAUCUACAUAGAUGAAGCUGGGUUCAAUCUGGCAAAAACCAGACGUCGGGGCCGGAACAUCAUCGGCCAAAGGGCCAUCGUGAACAUCCCCGGGCAGCGCGGGGGCAACAUCACCAUGUGUGCCGCCAUUAGUGGUCAAGGGCUCCUCCAUCACCAUGCCACCCUAGGACCCUACAACACUGCACACCUACUGGCAUUUCUCGAUGCACUACAUGCUGUGGACACACAGGACAGACCAGGGCAGCCCAUGUUUGUUGUCAUCUGGGAUAAUGUCAGUUUCCACCGGGCUGCUCUGGUCCGGGACUGGUUUGCCAACCACGACCAUUUCAUGGUGUUGCACCUGCCCCCUUAUUCCCCGUUCCUAAAUCCGAUCAAGGAAUUCUUUUCGGCAUGGCGGUGGAAGGUCUAUGACCGCCUACCACAUGUACGCGUGCCGCUCCUGCGAGCGAUGGAGGAGGCAUGUGGGGACAUCGAGGUGGGGUCGAUCCAUGGGUGGAUACGCCACACACGGAGAUAUUUUCCCCGUUGCCUGGCAAGGGAAGACAUUGCCUGUGAUGUGGACGAGGUGCUGUGGCCCGACCCCAAUCGACGACGAGAUCCUUGACAUGGACCUGCAAUAGAAACACCUACACCAGAUGUUCAAUACUUAUAGUAGUUCUGCACCUGUACACUGAGUUUUGGUUGUGGAAAUAAACACGGUUUACAGACUACAAAUGUAGGCAGUGUCUUGAGUACAGUUGACCUGUGUGUUGUGUUUGCUUUGACUGUUUAUAUUGCAUGUGCAUGUGUGUUUCCUAUCGAUACGAAGAGGGCCUUUUCAAGUUAGAGUGUUACGUUUUGAUUGCAGAAUGUUAUUUUGCAUUGGCAGUUAGAUGUUGAUCUCCAAGUGCUGUGUCAAGAAAUCUUGUGUGUUGAGUUUUGACACAAUGAGCCAAAUUUUUAAUUUUGUGUGUAAGCAAUUGAAAAAAACUGUAAUAUACUAAAAAGGCCAGGUCUGUUAUCUAUGGGGAAAAAACACCAGUUUAGUGUUUUUUGACCAUGUUACAGUUUUUUUGGAUUGCUUAAGCACGAUUUUCAAAACAGGGCCCGUGUUUUCAAAACACUACACACAAUAAGCACAACCACACACCUAGUUAGCAAAACACUACAGAUUCUUUGCAUAAGUAAACACUCUUAUAAAAACUAUACACUUCUGUUUAAAAACCACACUUUGUUACCAUAUGAAACACACACGUUUCACAUUACUAUACUCUGUUUGCACGAGUUACACUCUGCUGUGAUAAACCUAAAACACUUUGAGCACUUCUACUUCCCUAUGAUUAGAGUAGGCUACCAUCA
Messenger RNA from Esox lucius (northern pike), 1910 nucleotides. RefSeq lists its product as uncharacterized. NCBI's taxonomy places the organism in Eukaryota, Metazoa, Chordata, Actinopteri, Esociformes, Esocidae. The coding region runs from base 163 to 1176 and encodes 337 amino acids. Gene Ontology annotation, molecular function: nucleic acid binding. The transcript has 3 exons. The record is from RefSeq and is a predicted model, not a curated record.